AGCAGCCCGCCCAUAAACGUAACGUCACCAAUUCAAACCGCUCUGUCUGAGAGCAGAAGCAAGCUACAGCCGGCACAGUGUAUAGCAACACGGCAGGAGGGUAGCGAGCGCGCUGGAUUCUUCUUCUUCUUCUUAUUUUUACACAUGAAAAGAAUCGAGCGCUUUAAGAAAUGUGGGCAGCUGUAGGGAGAGUAAUGCUGGUACAGUUGCUACUGCUGAAGCAUCACACUUCAAAAGGGACUAAAACGGAAUGCGAACACGGACAAUUUCAAUGCAAGAAUGAAAGGUGCAUACCUACAAUUUGGAGAUGCGAUGAUGACGAUGAUUGCUCGGACAACAGCGAUGAAGAAAACUGUGUGAAGAAGACCUGUGCCCCGACGGACUUCACCUGUCAGAACGGCCAGUGCAUCCCUGCGAGGUGGCUCUGCGAUGGGGAGGCAGAAUGCUCCGAUGGAUCCGACGAGGCAGGAUCGACGUGCAGCCGACAGACGUGCCCGCCUGAGAAAUUCAACUGCGGGGGCUCCAGUAAUAAGUGCAUCCCGUUGUCAUGGCAAUGUGACGGGGAGACAGACUGUGAGAACGGCAUGGAUGAGGCUGAGUGCCCUUCAGACGUGAAGCCCUGCCCCUCCAGCGAGUUCCACUGCCGGAGCAGGAAGUGCAUCGCCCCCAUCUUCGUGUGCGACGGGGACGAUGACUGCGGAGACGGGAGUGACGAGGAGCGCUGCUCUGAGCCCGCCUGCGGCCCCCUGGAGUUCCGCUGCAACAACUCGGCCUGCAUCCCUCAGCUGUGGAGCUGCGACGGGGACCCCGACUGUCCGGACCGGUCAGACGAGUCUAUCGAGCGCUGCGGCCGCCGGACCGAGCCGGAGAAACCACGCUGCACCUCCGGAGAGUUCCAGUGCGCCAGCGGGGAGUGCGUCCACCUAAACUGGAAGUGCGACGGAGACUCCGACUGCAAGGACAAAUCCGACGAGAGCAGCUGCCCCCUUGUGACGUGCCGGCCUGAUGAGUUUCAGUGUGGGGACGGCUCCUGUAUUCACGGCAUGAAGCAGUGCAACAAGGCACAUGACUGUCCGGAUUACAGCGACGAGGCAGGCUGCGUGAAUGCGAGCACGUGCGACGGACCGACGAGCUUCCAGUGCAACAGCGGCGAGUGCAUUGACAGCAGCAAAGUGUGCGACUCUCACAAAGACUGUAGAGACUGGUCUGAUGAACCCAUCAAGGCAUGUGGCUUCAAUGAAUGCGCUGCCAACAACGGCGGUUGCUCCCACAUGUGCACGGACCUGCGGAUCGGCCAUCAAUGCGAAUGCCCGGCGGGAUACAAGCUGCUGGACAAGAAGACUUGCGGAGACAUCGACGAAUGUGAGAAUCCGGACGCAUGUGGUCAGAUCUGCAUCAAUUACAAAGGAGACUACAAGUGUGAGUGCUAUGAGGGCUAUGAGAUGGAUGCCGUGACCAAGACCUGCAAGGCAGUGGGGAAAAGUCCAUACCUGAUGUUCACGAAUCGGCACGAAAUCCGCAAGAUAGAUCUGGUGAAGAGGGAUUACACCCAGGUGGUCCCCACGUUGAAGAACGCCAUUGCCCUGGACGUGGACGUGGCCACCAACACAAUGUACUGGUGUGACCUGUUCCACCGCAGGAUAUACAGCGCCUACAUCAACAAAGCCAGCGACGCAUCCCAGCAAGUGACCCUCAUUGACAGCUACCUGCACUCCCCCGAGGGCCUGGCCAUGGACUGGGUCCACAAGAACAUUUACUGGACCGACUCGGGGAACAAGAGCAUCUCUGUGGCCACUGCUGACGGGAUGAAGAGAAGGACGCUGAUCACUAGUGAGCUCGGAGAGCCGCGGGCAAUAGCAGUGGACCCCAAGCAGGGGUUCAUGUACUGGUCAGACUGGGGGAACCCAGCCAAGAUCGAGAAGGCUGGGCUGAACGGAGUGGACAGGCAGGUCCUGGUCUCCCACAAUAUAGAGUGGCCCAACGGCAUCGCACUGGAUUUGCUGAACAAGCGUGUCUACUGGGUGGACUCCAAGCUGCACCUGAUCUCCAGCGUGGACUUCAGCGGGGGCAGCAGGAAGGACCUGCUUUCAUCUCCACACCACCUGGCCCACCCAUUCGCCCUGACAGUGUUCGAGGACAGGGUUUAUUGGACAGACCUUGAAAACGAAGCCAUUUACAGCGCCAGCAGGCUCACCGGACACAAUGUUUCCACCCUGGCAGAACAUCUGAACAACCCGCACGAUAUCGUUGUGUUUCACGAGCUCACACAGCCCAAAGCUCCGGACAGCUGCAACGUGGGCUCUGUACCGAACGGUGGUUGUGAGUACCUGUGUCUCCCUGCCCCCCAGAUCUCCGAGCACUCCCCUAAAUACACGUGCGCCUGUGCAGAUGGCAUGGAGCUGCACCCUGACAUGAGACACUGCCAGACUGGUGUCCCAACAGUGUGGCAGAAAACAAAAACAAAAACCACCACCACAAAAACCACGACCACUACAACCACCUCCAGCACUACCAAACCAGCGACCAUCCCAGCUACAGCCCUCCCAACAACCAGCACAGCUGUGAGCCACCCUGCCGCCCCCUCCCAGCCUCCUGCUACAGUCCCAGAGGAGCUCAGCGAGAGCACCACCCUGCCUCCGGCGAACCAGCUGAGAGAGAACAGCAAUCUGUCACAUCAGUCUGGGAGUGAGCAGCAUCUUCUUGGAAGCAGUGUCACAGUGGCAGUGAUUGGCAUCAUCAUUCCUAUAGUGCUGGUCGGGGUGAUGUGCACGGGAGGCUAUCUGAUCUGGAGGAACUGGAGGAGGAAGAACACAAAGAGCAUGAACUUCGACAAUCCCGUGUACCGGAAGACCACGGAGGAGGAGGAGGAGGAGGAGGAGAUCCACAUCGGGAGGACGGAGCAGAUCGGCCACGUCUACCCAACUCGCGUGGCUCUGAGUCUGGAGGAUGAUGGAUUGCCAUGAGGGGAACACCUGCCCGUCGUCCACAGCGACUGCGAGCCAAGCCAGGAGAGCAGCGGCUGCAGGUUCGAGGUGCUGAGAAAGCGGAGGGCUGGGGGAGCUUUUUUUUUUUGUUACAUAAAUGCAAAUCCUUUUUGUGAUCUACAAGUUUUACUUGUUGUACUACUACUGCCCUUUUACAGUACUGAGGCAACCUGUUAAUGAUGACUAACCUCAUUGCCCAUCAUGUUAGUGUGGAUAGAGAGAUUCAAUCCCCCACAGACUGGACUGGACUGGACUAGUAUACUCGUUAAUACUGCUUAAUGGUUCACUGUUUCAUAUUUGUAGUUUUUUUCUUACACUUUGUGGAUAGCGUUGCACUGAAAAGGCAACGAUUUGACCACUGGCAGGCAAAAAGGGAGAGUGGCAAAGAGGGUUGGGAGGGGUAGCUAGGAAGGGGCAGUUGUAAAGAUGGUUUGAGAUUUAAAAUUGUGCUGUUGGAACUGGUAAAGAAAAGCCCUGUGGAUAAUGGGUAGUGCCAGGUUAGUGAGCUGCAGGGGGUAGACUCUGUGCCCUUUACCAUAAACAUUCAUCUCCACUAUGUCAAAGCGCUGGGGCAGCAUAGCCAUUGAGGUGGUAGUGAUGCCAUGUAACACAUGCAUGAAUGAUCCACACAGGGGGCUGGGAUUGCAAGAGAGCCCGUCCCCUGUCUGUCCGCAAACUGCCUUACAACGGCAAGGCUUUAGCGACAUCUUAGAACCCAGAGCCUUAGUGGGUUUGUACUGCUGUGUGGGUGGGGUCUCUUAGAACCCAGAGCCUCAGUGUGUUUGUACUGCUGUGUGAGUGGGGUCUCUUAGAACCCAGAGCCUCAGUGUGUUUGUACUGCUGUGUGAGUGGGGUCUCUUAGAACCCAGAGCCUCAGUGGGUUUGUACUGCUGUGUGAGUGGGGUCUCUUAGAACCCAGAGCCUCAGUGUGUUUGUACUGCCGUGUGAGUGGGGUCUCUUAGAACCCAGAGCCUCAGUGUGUUUGUACUGCUGUGUGAGUGGGGUCUCUUAGAACCCAGAGCCUCAGUGUGUUUGUACUGCUGUGUGAGUGGGGUCU
Messenger RNA from Acipenser ruthenus (sterlet), 4041 nucleotides. RefSeq names its product low-density lipoprotein receptor-related protein 8-like. NCBI's taxonomy places the organism in Eukaryota, Metazoa, Chordata, Actinopteri, Acipenseriformes, Acipenseridae. The coding region runs from base 171 to 2963 and encodes 930 amino acids. The transcript has 19 exons. Gene Ontology annotation, molecular function: protein binding; calcium ion binding. The record is from RefSeq and is a predicted model, not a curated record.